Messenger RNA from Fusarium tjaetaba, 1560 nucleotides. RefSeq names its product ITR1-inositol permease. NCBI's taxonomy places the organism in Eukaryota, Fungi, Ascomycota, Sordariomycetes, Hypocreales, Nectriaceae. Gene Ontology annotation, biological process: transmembrane transport. Bases 1 to 1560 code for a protein of 519 amino acids. The record is from RefSeq and is a predicted model, not a curated record. Gene Ontology annotation, molecular function: myo-inositol:proton symporter activity. The transcript is spliced from 6 exons. Gene Ontology annotation, cellular component: membrane.
AUGUCUUCUCACGAUGAUCACAAACCCUCAACUGAGGGUGCCGUAGAAAAGUCAACGUCCACCAAUGUCGAGCACCUUGAAAAGUCCCACGGCACCGUUGUCGAAUUCGACGACUCCAUCGAAGAUACCAAGCCUUCCAAAUCCGUUUGGCUCAUCACAUUUACCGUUGCAAUGGGCGGCUUCUUGUUCGGUUAUGAUACUGGUGUCAUCUCAGCUGUUCUGGUUACAAUCGGCGACGAUCUCGGCCAUAAUCUCGAUUCUCAUGAGCAAGAGCUUAUCACAUCUAUUACUUCUGGUGGCGCUCUCAUUGGUGCUCUGAUGGCAGGCCUUCCAGCUGAUAAAUACGGCCGUAAGCUUGGAAUCUACAUUGGUUGCUUCCUCUUUCUCGUUGGGUCUGUGGUCCAAGCUGCUGCCUUCAAUAUUGCCGCCAUGACUGCUGGACGUCUGAUAGUUGGAUUCGGAGUAGGAUCGGCGGCCAUGAUCAUUCCUCUUUAUAUCGGAGAGCUCGCCCCAGCCAAGUACCGCGGUCGUAUGAUUGCCUUUGACAACCUCAGUGUAACACUGGGUCAAUUGGCUUCCUACGGUCUGGGAGCUGCUCUUACUGAUGUUCCUCAUGGAUGGAGAUACAUGAUCGCCAUCGGCGGUGUGCCCCCAAUCAUCCUUGCCGCUCUGCUGCCUCGUUGCCCCGAGUCACCUAGGCAGCUUAUUGCGCAUGGAAAGAGAGACGAAGCUGAGCAAUGCCUGCGACGUGUUUACCCUGCUGCAACCGAGGACCAGCUCAAGUCUAAGCCUGAACGUAUCAUAUGGACUGUUGAGUUCAAGCAGCUUCACUGUGUGCCAUCCAACCUUCGUGCGCUGAUUUCUGCUUGCACCGUCAUGGCCAUCUCCCAGCUUGGUGGUUUCAACACGCUCAUGUACUACUCUGCUACGCUGUUCUCCCUGGUCGGUUUCAACAAGCCCACCGCCGUUGCUAUCGUUGUUGGUGCUACAAACUUCCUCUUCACAUUCGUCAACUUGGUUGCUAUAGACAAACUUGGCCGCCGCAUCAUUCUGUUAGUCACCGUGCUGGGCAUGGCUCUGAGCAUGGUCAUAGCCGCCAUCGCAUUCCACUGGAUCCCCAUCUCUAAAGACCUCGUUCUCCAGGCCGAUUCCGUCAACUGGGCUGGUAUCGUCGUGCUCGUCACCAUCAUCUUCUACGUCGCCUUCUUCGCUACGAGUGUAGCGACCAUCGGCUGGGUCGGAACAGAGCUUCUACCUCUGGAGGUUCGCGCGCUUGGCACGAUGAUGAAUACAGUGACUUGCUGGGGCUGCAAUCUCAUCAUCGCGUCGACCUUCCUCUCCAUGAUGAAGACCAUGACCCCUAGCGGCGCGUUUGGCUUCUACGCAGGUAUUUGCUUCUUUGGGUGGAUCUUUGUCAUUUUCUUCUACCCCGAGGUGAAGGGUCUUCCGCUUGAAGAGGUUAGGAAGGUCUUUGAGAAUGGGUUCGAUGUCAAGUUGGCCAAGCAGAUGCAGCGCGAUCUCAAGGCUGGCAGCCAGGCUUCUGUGGCGUCCAAGGCCUAA